UUCAGAUCACUCAUAGUUGCGAAUCUAUUGUGAAAGGAUCGGUGCUCGAUUGAAACGAAAAUUUAAAGACCAUGGAAAAAUUUAUUAAAUUUUACGUACUCUUCCAUGGCUACGUUCUAGCUAUCUUGGCAAUAAUAAUGUCAAUCAGUAUUGUGACGUUAUAUGACUUGGAGUUCCAUAUGUAUUCAUUUUUGGAUUUAUCCUAUUAUACGCAAAUAGAGUGGAUGGGGGACUGGAUUUGGCUGAUUAGUUUCAUGUGGCUGGCUACAGGAAUAAGCUUUUUCUAUGGAAUAAUCUACAAGGAUAAACGAGCGCUCUUCCCCUACAUCAUAACCUAUGGGAUUCACAUGUUCAUUAUUGUGCUUCGCGAAGUACUGAUCGAGUCGGACACGUUUUUUGCGGUUGAUGCCUACAUUUUAGCCGAUUGUGUUUAUGCCACUGUCCAUAUUUGCAUAACCAUGGAAGUGUUGACGAAAUUUUUCAACGAGGAAAAUUCCCGCUGGGAGGGUACCGGAUUUGGACUUCGGCAAACCCAUCAGAACGCAUCGGAUGGCAAGGAUGUGGAAAAUCCCGGAUGCCAGGAGCAGCAGCAACAAUCGAACGGAUCGGAAAUUACGAGCCACCAGAAUGGAAGUGCCGUUUACAAUCCUACAACUGUUGAUGUUUUGUAAUAAAAGUUAUAUUGAAUUUUCAAA
Uranotaenia lowii is the source of this 695-nucleotide messenger RNA. RefSeq lists its product as uncharacterized. Lineage: Eukaryota; Metazoa; Arthropoda; Insecta; Diptera; Culicidae. The coding region runs from base 72 to 671 and encodes 199 amino acids. The transcript is spliced from 4 exons. The record is from RefSeq and is a predicted model, not a curated record.